CGUCACAUGGGAGAGCUGAAUACGAACAUAGUAUGGAACACCGUUUUUGUCAGUUUUAAUCGUUUUCUACCGAAAACAAAAGACAAAUUUUGUGAAAAUAUGACACUGGUCGACUACCAUACAUUCUAGUUUCACUUUCACACUACGGAAAUACCCCAUCAUCUAUUUGUGACAAUGUACGCCUGUGUGUUGAUCCCUCGCGAGCUCAGCCUCGUCAUCACCCUCCACCCCAACCCCAUGCACGUCCUGGAGAUGGCGGCCACCAUAUGGAGCAACGUCCACCUCCCCCCGGGGACAGUCUUCUACCCUGACGAGGGUGAUGUUCGCGUGGACAGACUGGACAGUCGAGCUGUGAUCAGGGACGAUGACAUUCGGAGAAUGUUCGGAUGUUACGACGCCAUCAUGAACGUCAACGGACAGGAAGUGCGUCACUGCAACUGGGUCCGGUUCGUCCAAAUCACCAGCGACCCUGACUCCGCCAACGUCAUCAGUUCCAAGGUCAAAGGUCAUCCCUUUUAUCAGGUCACCCGGCCCAUCAAACCAAAUGAAGAAAUCGUCGUCCUAUUUCAUCUGGCACCGGAAAGACCGUUCUACGACCGGAUGCCGGCCGCGCCCUUCUCCGUCCACUCCCCUGGCAUCGCCUCGCACACGCCGUACACCGAGAUGGCCAUGUCGAUGCUGAUGCGUCAAAACCGAGGGGAAGAACUCGGCAUUAUGACGUCGACUCCCGUUUCCAUGGUGAUGUGCAAGAAAGAAAGAACCUCCACCGUCAGGCCGGAAGACGAGGUCAAAAGAACUUUACUUUUUUCUUCUUCAUCCUCGUCGUCUUUCACCUCGCCGACUGCCGACACGCCAAAGAACGAUAACUUCAAGAGAAACAUUCCACAAGAAUCGAGUUGCUCCUCCCCUAUGAUGACGUCAAGCUCUUCAAGGGAGACGACUGCCAGCGAUGAUCAGCUAAUCAAUGUUAGCCCGAAAGACUCGAAGGGAGACAAUUCAAAUACGGAUGUAAAAAGGGAAGUAAACACCGCACAUUGUGAUACUGCUGAAGAAAGUGAUGAGAUAAUUUUGAAGAGUGAGGAAGUGCGUAGUGAACAUGCUAAUAACGUUGAAGGAACUUUUAUCAAAGAUAUACUGGAGGAGACCCCUAGAAGCCACAGAGCCGGUGUCAGAAACCCCACCAGGCUACUGAACGAAGAGCAGCCAUGUUGUGACGUCACGGCCCCCACCGAGCAGGGUACCUCCUCACCCACGGAACGCGAGCCUGACCCCACCGAACAAACCAGCGAGGACGCGCCCCCACACCCGAUGCCCAGCGGAGACAGCGCCGCGGUGCCAGAGAACGAGAGCCCCGGGGAGGGUGCCGCCCCUCCACGGGAUCUUGGGUCGCCUGACGUGUUUUCAAAACCUCGGACUGUGUCCAGAUUCCAGACUCUCAACUCUGACGCCAGUGUCAGUGCCUUUACUCCAGCGUUCGAGGCCAGAAAUCAGGAAUGCCGGAGCCCCAACAGCCCCCACUCUACCCACCCCCCAGAACCCCAGGGUUCCAACCCCCUGAUGAAGAGGUGCCGGGAGAGGAGCUGGUGGCCUUGUGAGGUGUGCGGGAAGAAAUUUGACCGCCCCUCCCUGCUGAAGCGACACACCCGGACACACACAGGUGAAAAGCCCCACGCAUGUGACGUCUGCGGUAAAGCCUUCUCCACGUCCUCCUCGCUCAACACCCACAGGCGCAUCCACUCAGGCGAGAAGCCACACCAGUGCAAGAUCUGUGGCAAACGGUUCACCGCUAGCUCCAACCUAUACUACCACAGGAUGACCCAUAAUAAGGAGAAGCCCCAUAAAUGUGACCUGUGUUCAAAAUCCUUCCCCACCCCCGGGGACCUGAGGUCACACAUGUACAUCCACAACGGCUCCUGGCCUUUCCGUUGUGACGUAUGUAGUCGGGGUUUCAGUAAACAGACCAAUCUCAAAAACCAUAUGUUGCUACAUUCAGGUGACAAGCCACACGAGUGCCUGAAAUGCCAGAAGAAAUUUGCCCUCCUGUGUAACCUGAAGACGCACCUGAAAACCCACGAAUUGACAGACUCUAGUGAUAGCACCAGCUGUGCCUGUGGCGCCGUUCUGGAACUCGCCGAAGAAAUCCGGUCCGGAGUCUGCAGGGGCUGCACGGACACGAAGCACCAUGACGUCACGUCGUCCUCGUCCACCUCGCUGUCCAGCACACUCUCACGCCAGCGUCACACGGACUUCAGCAUCUCCAGGCUGACCUCUACAGACGGACCCAAACGCCUUGACGUCACUAGACCUCGUGCCAUGCCGUCUGGAACUUCCUCACCGUCCCCCGCAUACGUCACCUCGUCCCAUCUGCAUCAAUUUCCGGUGGCGUACAGACAAUUCUUUGCCGCACCCCACGCAGAACCUCAGCGCUGGUUUCUCCCAUCAGCGCCCCAGCAUCUCUACAGCCCCCAGACAGCGCCCCAGAAUCUGAAAUCCUCAAACCUGCAAAACUUUGUGAAAAAUGUCGCUCACCAUUCCUCUAAACUCGGCGCGACAAAUCCUGCGCAUGCGCUCUCGCCUUUUCUGUCACCGGAACUGCCACCCAUGCGCGGAGGACAGAUAUUCCCAACAAUGGGGACAUUACCCCUUGGGUUCCCCAUGCAAGCAGGAUCGAAUCCAUGGAACGGCCAUGUCUUUUGACUUAGUGAUCUCGAAAUUCGAACAAUGUGAUUUAUUAUUAUUUUUUUAAAAAUAUUUUGAAUCUCUAUCCUCC
Physella acuta is the source of this 2770-nucleotide messenger RNA. Its product is annotated as zinc finger protein 652-B. The record is from RefSeq and is a predicted model, not a curated record. Gene Ontology annotation, molecular function: protein binding. NCBI's taxonomy places the organism in Eukaryota, Metazoa, Mollusca, Gastropoda, Physidae. Gene Ontology annotation, biological process: regulation of gene expression. Gene Ontology annotation, cellular component: nucleus.